Messenger RNA from Sphenostylis stenocarpa, 966 nucleotides. The record is from the annotation of a GenBank genome assembly. NCBI's taxonomy places the organism in Eukaryota, Viridiplantae, Streptophyta, Magnoliopsida, Fabales, Fabaceae.
AUGACCCUAAGUUAUGGUCCGGUGGCUACUGACUUGACAGCAUUGAAUGAAAGUAGUUGUUGGAUGAUGAUGGGCGUUGCCUCCACAGUGUUCCUUCUCAUCAAGUCCUCCUCCAUGGCUUCACUUCCCAAAAGGCUUGAAGGUAAAGUGGCGAUAAUCACAGGAGGAGCUAGUGGCAUUGGAGCCGCCACAGCCAAACUAUUCGUCAAGCACGGUGCAAAAGUAAUAAUCGCAGACGUGCAAGACGCGUUAGGCCACUCCCUCUGCAAAACCCUCAGCACGAACACCCCCAUUCACUACCUUCACUGCGACGUAACCAGCGAAUCAGACAUAAAAAACGUGGUCGAAGCCGCCAUUACCAAAUACGGCAAACUCGACAUAAUGUACAACAAUGCUGGCAUCUCGGGAGACUCGAACAAAGCCGUAGUAACUUCCGGAAACGAAAACUUCAAAAGGGUUUUCGAGGUUAAUGUGUACGGAGCUUUCUUGGGCGCCAAGCAUGCGGCGAGGUUCAUGGUUCCGGCGAAGAGAGGGGUGAUUCUCUUCACUUCGAGCGUUGCUUCGCUUCUGGGUGGCGAAACGACGCACGCUUACGCCGUUUCCAAGCACGCGGUGGUGGGGCUGAUGAAGAACCUGUGCGUGGAACUGGGGGAGCAUGGGAUCAGAGUGAAUUGCGUUUGUCCAGGUGGCAUUCCCACUCCGAUGCUGAACAAGGCGUUGAAGAUGAACAAGAAGGAGACGCAGGAAGUGUUGUGCAAGGUUGCGGUGCUGAAAGGAACGGUUCUUGAAGCUGAGGACAUAGCAACAGCUGCGCUAUUUUUGUGCAGCGACGAGGCCAAGUUCGUGAGUGGAGUUAACCUUGUUCUGGACGGUGGUUAUAGCACCACCAAUAUGUCAUUCGCUUCAGUGCUGAAUGGUUUCAUGGAUAACCACACCACCACCACCAACAACAACAACCAUGCUUAG